AUGUCCAGGUUUCAGCCCACCGUGUGCUUCGAUGGCGAGCCUUUGGGCCGCAUCUCCUUCGAGCUAUUUGCAGACAAAGUUCUAAAGACAACAGAAAACUUUCAUGCUCUGAGCACUGGAGAGAAAGGAUUUGGCUGUAAGGGUUCCUCCUUUCACAGACUGAUUCCAGGGUUCAUGUGCCAGGGUGGUGACCUCACAUACCAUAAUGGCACUAGAAGCAGGUCCAUCUACAGAGAAAAAUUUGAGGGUGAGAACUUCAUCCUGAAGCAUGCAGGUCCUGGCAUCUUGUCCAUGGCAAAUGCUGGACCAAACACAAAUGGUUGCCAGGUUUUUAUCUGCACUGCCAAGACUGACUGGCUGGAUGGCAAGCACCUGGUCUCUGGGAAGGAGAGAGAAGGCAUGAACAUUGCGGAAGCCAUGGAGCAUUUUGGGUCCAGGAAUGGCAAGACCAGCAAGAAGAUCACCAUUUCCGACUGUGGACAAUUCUAA
Messenger RNA from Mastomys coucha (southern multimammate mouse), 489 nucleotides. RefSeq names its product peptidyl-prolyl cis-trans isomerase A-like. NCBI's taxonomy places the organism in Eukaryota, Metazoa, Chordata, Mammalia, Rodentia, Muridae. The record is from RefSeq and is a predicted model, not a curated record. Bases 1 to 489 code for a protein of 162 amino acids. The transcript has 2 exons. Gene Ontology annotation, biological process: protein peptidyl-prolyl isomerization. Gene Ontology annotation, molecular function: peptidyl-prolyl cis-trans isomerase activity.